CGAGAAGCCGGAUUAUUGAAGUGCUACGAUUGGCGGUCGACCGUGGCCAUAGGUUUGGUGUUGAACAGUCCAUGCAACGUAUGCACUAUUGGGUUGAACAGGAAAGACUGUAAGGGAAUGCCAAAGCUGAUGGAACGGGCAGCACGCCUAUAUCGACAACUUGUGACAGCGAACCGAUGGCACGAAUUGGCCUCGCAAGGCUGGCCGAAACUGGUGCACCAUGUCGACUGUGGCCAGGCCAGUACAUCAGGGCGACCUUAUUCUUCGUCGCCACCGGGCUACUCAGUCCGCUACUUGUUGCUCGAUGGAGCCUUGAAGCAUGUUGCGGCGCGGGGUUGGACAGAUGCUGCUCUUAUUGCAGCAGCUCGUGAUCUCGGGUUGUCUCCUGCUGUUAUUGGUCUUCUCCCGCGCGGAGAGGGCGAACUAGUAGAGCAGUUCAUGGAGCAAUGCAAUUCCAGAUGCAUCAAGGAAUUGGAGGCGAGGAAGCAAGAACUAGCAGCACUGGCGUUGAACGAGCGUGUUGCCGAGGCAUUGCAAAUGCGUCUCGAAAUGCUCAAGCCAGUAAUCGACGUCUGGCCGCAAGCACUUGCAGUUGCGGCAAGACCCAGCAAUGCUGCACAUAGCGCUAAACUUCUCUUCAGCUUGGUUGAUGACAUCUGGGCCAUGCUGGGCGACGGUUCAACUGACGUAACGUGGUACAGUAAGCGUGCCAUCCUCGCUGGCGUGUAUGCAAGCACAAGCCUGUACAUGAUUGUGGAUUACACGCCGGGGUUUCAAGACACUUGGGAGGCCCUGCGACGCCGCGUGGACGAAGGUCUUUCCCUGGACUUGUCGCUGAAGCAAGGUGUGCGUAUGGCGACAUCGAGGGUACCGACUACGGCUACUACAGAUUCAGCUCAAUAGCAAUCCCUAUCACAGCAUGGUUGAGGGAGCUGCUGGCGUAAAAUGGCCUCGCACAGCAGCACAACACAACAAUGUAGAGGAAGCACACAGGGCGAUGUGUCCGAAUACUUUGCAGGCAUACGACACGGGUCGUUACGGCUCGGGGUUGCGCGAAUCGCCCAGCCUUUGGUACAUGAUACCCGUGCACACCUGAAAUUGUGUAAACUUCUGACCGAUGUGUCUCUAGGAAACGUACGCGAAACCAGUUUUCAGUCAAAAAUCGGCAGACGAAGGACACACAGAUUAUCACACGUGAACCUGCGUAGAGUCAAAAUUCGCUCACGAAGCCUGUCCCAGAAACCUCGAGCAACAUACUCGGGUACAGCCCUUUAGGACAUUGGCCAUGCUGAACAUAAUCGAUUUCUUGCUGUAGCCAGGCUCACUAUCUCCCAAAUGCAGUAAGGGGAUCCAUGUCCCUAGAAAUGUACAGGGCGACACGACCACGAACCGCAGAUGACACUGACCAGGAAUGUUCUGGAAAAGUAAUUUCACGAUAUAAACAACUGUCGCCAUAAACACCUCUAUCCAAUCACGGUGCAGCCAGGAAACUGAUGCACCACCGCACAACAGUAGAAUCAACAAGAUAUACUGCUCGACACGGUCGUAUCGUUCCGCCGAAACCGCACCCGACCCACAUCACGGGGCAGUUUCAAAUGCUCGCCGGGACCCCAUAGCUUGAUGCAGCGAUGCAGCAGUCGGCUCACGCACCGUAGACCGCUUCACAGGACACCAGCCUUCUGCAGCCGCAUCAGCAGAUCGCGUCGGUUGCCCAGGGGCGACAUGCCACGGCGCUUCACCUCACUGCGCAGCUCGGCCAUCGUCAUCUUAUCCAGAGACUUGGCGGCGACGGUGGUGGACGACAACGCAGCACGGACGUCCAUGGACCCAUUCUUAUCCGCGCCGUUGACCUCGACUACCUACUGCGGCAGCAAUGGAAAACAU
Molecule: messenger RNA, 1884 nt
Organism: Volvox carteri f. nagariensis
Lineage: Eukaryota; Viridiplantae; Chlorophyta; Chlorophyceae; Chlamydomonadales; Volvocaceae
Exons: 2
Coding region: 118-903 (261 amino acids)
Biological process (GO): ubiquinone biosynthetic process
Cellular component (GO): mitochondrial inner membrane
Molecular function (GO): lipid binding
Source: RefSeq, a predicted model, not a curated record